Molecule: messenger RNA, 1401 nt
Organism: Gossypium arboreum
Lineage: Eukaryota; Viridiplantae; Streptophyta; Magnoliopsida; Malvales; Malvaceae
Product: serine carboxypeptidase-like 2
Exons: 12
Coding region: 118-1401 (427 amino acids)
Biological process (GO): secondary metabolic process; proteolysis
Molecular function (GO): acyltransferase activity, transferring groups other than amino-acyl groups; serine-type carboxypeptidase activity
Source: RefSeq, a predicted model, not a curated record
UCUCGUUUUGUGACGAUUCAAAAGAGCCCAUCCCACGUACGUUCUGAAUGUGAAACUAAUAUAAGAUACCAUGGUUGAAGAGCUAAGUUGUUAGUGGCAGCAUUAACACAUCAUAAGAUGGCCCUCCUAUUGUUUUUCUUCUAUCUUUCUCAGCUCGCUUUGGCUCAUGGUUCUGCUGUCAAGUUUCUUCCAGGAUUUGAAGGACCUCUUCCUUUUGAACUUGAAACCGGGUAUGUUGGUGUGGGUGAUUCAGAAGAAGCUCAAUUCUUUUACUACUUAGUAAAGUCGGAGGGGAAACCUAAAGACGACCCUCUUCUGCUUUGGUUGACUGGUGGCCCUGGAUGCUCCGCCUUCUCUGCUCUUGCUCUCGAAAUUGGUCCAUUGAAAUUCAAGGUCGACGUGUACAAUGGAAGCUUGCCUACGUUGGUAUACAACCCAUACGCAUGGACAAAGGUGUCAAACAUCAUAUUUAUAGAUUCACCAGUAGGCACAGGUUUCUCCUAUGCUAGAAACAAUCGUGCUGCACAAACCAGUGACUUGAAACAAGUUCACCAUCUCCAUCAAUUUCUUCGUAAGUGGCUGAUGGCUCAUCCAGACUUCAUUUCGAUUCCAGUCUAUGUUAGUGGGGACUCGUAUUCUGGGAUUCCAGUCCCAGUCCUUGCUCAAGAGAUCUCAAAUGGUAAAACCCUGACCUUAACAUCUUGUAGAGAUGAAGUUAGCACUUUCAUUUUCCCCCUUCAUCAUGCACGAAACGAAGGUAUCAAACCCAUAAUCCAUCUACAGGGAUACAUGCUGAGAAAUCCCAUAACAAGACGUAAUCUUGAAGAAAACUUCAUGAUUUCAUAUGUUCAUAGAAUGGGAAUAAUUUCUGACGAACUUUAUGAGAAAAAAAAUUGUAAGGGAGAAUAUCAAAAUAUAGAUCCCGAUAACAAAGCGUGUUUGGCAGAUGUUCGAUACUUGGAUGAAACUUACGAAUUAUACCUUUGUCUUUAUUGGGCUAUCGAUGCUGAUGUCCGAAACACUCUCCAUAUUAGGAAGGGAAGCAUAGCAAAAUGGCUGCGGUGCAAUCUUGAAUUCCCUUAUGACUCUGAUGUUCCAACUAGCUUUCCAUAUCAUGCCAUCCUCAGCGCCAAAGGCUACCGCGCUUUAAUAUACAGUGGCGACCAUGACACGGUGGUGCCAUACUUGGCAACUCAAGCAUGGAUAAGAUUUUUGAACUAUCCAAUUAUUGAUGACUGGCGACCAUGGAAGGUGCAAGGCCAAAUUGCAGGAUAUACAAGGACUUAUUCUAACAGGAUGACAUUUGCUACUGUCAAGGGAGGAGGGCAUACGGCUCCUGACAAGAAGCCUGCAGAAUAUUUUGCAAUGUUUAGAAGGUGGAUAUCAGGGCAACCUUUGUGA